GCAGCUCAGUGACGGGGCGCGAGCUCGCGAGCGAGCGCGGAGGAGGCCGGGGCCUGAUCCGGAGCGCGCGCCGCUGCCCAGCCCGGCCGCGCCGGCCCCGCAGAUGGUGGCUCCGCGGCCCGCGCCCGCCCGGGGCCCUGCGCUCCUCCUCCUCCUCCUCCUGCCGGCCGCCGUGCGCAGCCAGGAACAGGACCAGACCACCGACUGGAGGGCCACCCUCAAGACCAUCCGCAAUGGCAUCCACAAGAUAGACACGUACCUCAACGCCGCGCUGGACCUGCUGGGCGGAGAGGACGGGCUCUGCCAGUACAAGUGCAGCGACGGAUCGAAGCCUGUUCCACGCUAUGGAUAUAAACCAUCUCCACCAAAUGGCUGUGGCUCUCCACUGUUUGGAGUUCAUCUGAACAUUGGCAUCCCUUCCCUGACCAAGUGCUGCAACCAGCACGACAGAUGCUACGAGACCUGUGGGGAAAGCAAGAACGACUGUGACGAGGAGUUCCAGCAUUGCCUCUCCAAGAUCUGCAGAGACGUGCAGAAGACGCUCGGACUAGCUCAGAACGUCCAGGCAUGUGAAACAACGGUGGAGCUCCUCUUUGACAGCGUCAUCCAUUUAGGCUGCAAGCCGUACCUGGACAGCCAGCGGGCUGCAUGCUGGUGUCGUUAUCAAGAGAAAACAGAUCUGUAAAGCCCCUGACUGCUGGAGAGCAGAUGAGAAUGGAGGACCGUCCUUGCCAAAGAUCCGAUGCUUUCACAGCCUAAUGCUGCCUUCGUUUUGUGACGAUGGGUCAUUCUGAGACCUUCCUAGACUGUGUCUUGAUUUUAAAACCUCAAAGUGAAAAUGGUGGGGGGCUGGGCAGAAGCAGAGGGAGAGCAUGCUAGGGACGGGGAGCGAGCAGGACAUCCAAGAGCAUGCCUUCCUGGGACUUGCUGUCUCGGUGGCUCCCCCAAACUGGGAAGAAAAGCUUAAGCCCAUGUGACUUGGUUUUCAUAGCUGUACUUAACAAUAAAAAUGAAAGCAAAUGUAAAAUUCACUUUAAGGACUUUUUAGCAUUAUUUUAUUUUGAAAUACAGGCCAAUCUUCCCUUAGAACUAUUAUUUAUUUUAAAAUUUCAAAUGUACAUUUAUACCUGGAAAAACUAUUAUUUCUCCAUUUUAAUUAUACAUAACGUGUUGUUUCUCCGAAGCCCUCUAAGAUAGGUAUAAAUAUGUUACUCACAACCACAGGGUUUCCAAGCGUGCAUCUCUAGUACAGUUGGAAUCACCGGUUGAUACUUCUCUCGAGAGACAACCCAGGACUUGUGAGUAUUGUGAUGUGAACAAUAUUCAGAAGCCCAGUACUCCUGUUUCACAAACUGCUUAGAGCAAAUGUCAUUCCUCUUUUGCUGUGAGCUCUAGGAAUGACGGGUUUAAUGAGCCAAGUCCUUAUGUGUGCACUAUAUGCCACCAAGUUUGUGGUUACUCCCUAAUCCCCAUUUCUCAUCUUCUAUUUUGGAGUAGUGUUAAAAGUCUUGAUGUUUUCUAAUGGAGGUCUUAAUAAAAGCUAUUUACUUCUU
This is a messenger RNA of Mus pahari (shrew mouse), 1553 nucleotides long. It is a transcript of the gene Pla2g12a, whose product is annotated as phospholipase A2 group XIIA. Gene Ontology annotation, biological process: phospholipid metabolic process; arachidonate secretion; lipid catabolic process. Gene Ontology annotation, cellular component: extracellular region. The transcript is spliced from 4 exons. The record is from RefSeq and is a predicted model, not a curated record. Gene Ontology annotation, molecular function: A2-type glycerophospholipase activity; calcium ion binding. NCBI's taxonomy places the organism in Eukaryota, Metazoa, Chordata, Mammalia, Rodentia, Muridae. The coding region runs from base 104 to 685 and encodes 193 amino acids.